CACCACGUCACAGGAACGCGUCUCUCGUGUUGCUGCCGCAGAAGAUCCUUCCCCUCGCCUAUAAAUUGGGAGCGACUCCUGUUCCGCUCGCUGCACCCCCUGCACCGCUCUCGGAUCCCAAGCUCUAGGCAUCCCAAUGGCCCACGUUAUGGCCGCCCCCGAGCUGGUUGCCAUCAAGCGCCCGCUCCAGAACGACGGCGGCGACGUCGAGGAGAAGCCCAAGGCACGGCGGCGGGAGGCCGACCCGGCGGCGGCGCUGGCCGCGGCGCGGCACGAGUUCGGGGAGCACGGCGGGGUGAACAUGUCCAUCGAGGCGUCGGCGACGUUCACGGUGAUGGAGCCGGACACCAUGCGGCGGCUGUUCGCCGGGGAGCUCGGCCCGGAGCGCGGCGACCUGUACAUCUACAGCCGGCACUUCAACCCGACGGUGCUGGCGCUCGGGCGGCAGAUGGCGGCGCUGGAGGGCACCGAGGCCGCGUACUGCACCGCCUCCGGCAUGUCCGCCAUCUCCUCCGUGCUGAUGCAGCUCGUCUGCGCCGGCGGCCACGUGGUGGCGUCGCGGUGCCUGUACGGCGGGACGCACGCGCUGCUGUCCCGGUUCCUGCCGCGCGCCUCCGGCGUGCGCGCGACGUUCGUGGACGCCGACGACGAGGCGGCGGUGCGCGCCGCGGUGCGCCCCGGGGAGACGCGGGUGGUGUACGUCGAGACGAUGUCGAACCCGACGCUGGCCGUCGCCGACAUCCCCAUGCUCGCCCGCGUGGCGCACGACGCCGGCGCCAAGCUGGUGGUCGACAACACGUUCACGCCCAUGAUCGUCUCCCCCGCCCGCCUCGGCGCCGACGUCGUCGUCCACAGCGUCUCCAAGUUCAUCAGCGGCGGCGCCGACAUCAUCGCAGGGGCGAUAUGUGGGCCGGCGAGCCUGGUGAACGCGAUGAUGGACCUGCAGGACGGGGCCCUGAUGCUGCUGGGCCCGACGAUGAACGCCAAGGUGGCGUUCGAGCUGUCGGAGCGGCUCCCGCACCUGCCGCUGCGGAUGCAGGAGCACUCCCGGCGAGCGGCGGAGUACGCGUCCCGGAUGCGGCGGCUGGGCCUGCGCGUCACGUACCCCGGCCUCCCCGACCACCCGCACCACGCGCGCCUCCGCGCCAUGGGCAACCCCGGGUACGGCGCCGGCGGCAUGCUGUGCGUCGACAUGGGCACGGAGGAGCGCGCCAACCGCCUCAUGCACCACCUCCAGAACACCACCCAGUUCGGCCUCAUGGCCGUCAGCCUCGGCUACUACGAGACCCUCAUGUCCUGCUCCGGCAGCAGCACCAGCAGCGAGAUGUCCCCCGCCGACCGCGCCCGCGCCGGCAUCUCCCCCGGCCUCGUCCGCAUGUCCGUCGGCUACAACGGCACGCUCGAGCAGCGCUGGUCGCAGUUCGAGCGCGCCCUCUCCCUCAUGCAGCAGCAGCAGCAGCACCCCGACCACCGCGACGCCAUGUACUGCAAGCUCUCACCGACCAUCUAGCUAGCUAGCCAACCCGCGCGCCAUUGAUGCGCAUCCAUCCAUCCCAUCUGUUUGUCCCGUGUUGCUGGUUUGUAUAUACAGUUCAUGUCUUAUGUCAUUACCAGUGCCUAAGUUUUAAGCUGUUAACUAAGUACUAUCUGAUCCCUCUGGUUCAGAUGGCCGAGCUGCCUGUCCCCUGGAAAACUGAACAUGUAUUGGAAUAAACUGGUCAAUGUAAUGCAGUAUUUUCUCA
Messenger RNA from Oryza brachyantha (malo sina), 1742 nucleotides. RefSeq names its product methionine gamma-lyase. Gene Ontology annotation, molecular function: carbon-sulfur lyase activity; pyridoxal phosphate binding. NCBI's taxonomy places the organism in Eukaryota, Viridiplantae, Streptophyta, Magnoliopsida, Poales, Poaceae. Gene Ontology annotation, biological process: transsulfuration. The transcript is spliced from 2 exons. Bases 137 to 1510 code for a protein of 457 amino acids. The record is from RefSeq and is a predicted model, not a curated record. Gene Ontology annotation, cellular component: cytoplasm.